Messenger RNA from Mitosporidium daphniae, 306 nucleotides. RefSeq lists its product as uncharacterized. The coding region runs from base 1 to 306 and encodes 101 amino acids. NCBI's taxonomy places the organism in Eukaryota, Fungi, Microsporidia. The record is from RefSeq and is a predicted model, not a curated record. The transcript has a single exon.
AUGGUCCAGAAUCGGAAUAUCGAAGCAUAUACAAUUCAUCCGGGCGGUGUGAUGACCGAUAUUUUCAAGGGAAGCCCUAUGGUCUCGUGGUUCCUUGAGUCGAUUGUCUGGAGAUUUGCCUCCUAUUUUAUGCUUUCACCAAAGCAAGGGUCUCUUACGGCCCUUCAAGUCGCGCUUGCGCCAUCAGGAAAAUUCCCCAAAGGCUCCUUUAUAGCCGAUCUUGAUCAGGUUUACAACGCAAAUCCUCUGGCCGCCAGCGAGGUCGAAGGGUUCGUAAGAUUCACCUCCGAAUUUCUUAAAAAGUAA